Messenger RNA from Candida tropicalis MYA-3404, 1290 nucleotides. RefSeq names its product protein kinase (gene RIO2). NCBI's taxonomy places the organism in Eukaryota, Fungi, Ascomycota, Pichiomycetes, Serinales, Debaryomycetaceae. The record is from RefSeq and is a predicted model, not a curated record. The transcript has a single exon. The coding region runs from base 1 to 1290 and encodes 429 amino acids. Gene Ontology annotation, biological process: maturation of SSU-rRNA; protein phosphorylation. Gene Ontology annotation, molecular function: protein serine/threonine kinase activity; ATP binding. Gene Ontology annotation, cellular component: cytosol; nucleus; preribosome, small subunit precursor.
AUGAAAUUAGAUACUUCUCAUAUGAGGUAUUUAACCUCAGAUGAUUUUAGAGUUUUACAAGCUAUAGAGUUAGGAUCUCGUAAUCAUGAAUUAGUUCCAACACAAAUGAUCCAUUCUAUUGGGGGUUUAAAAUCCCCAUCAGCUACCAAUAGAGCUAUUGGUGAUAUUGCCAAAUUGAAAUUGAUUUCUAGAUUGAGAAAUGCCAAAUAUGAUGGGUUUAGAUUGACAUACAAUGGAUAUGAUUAUCUUGCUUUAAAGAGCAUGCUUAAUAGAGAUACAUUAUAUUCCGUUGGUACAACUAUUGGUGUUGGUAAAGAAUCUGAUAUCUAUUCCGUUAGUGAUCCACAAGGGGUUCAGAAAGUCAUGAAAAUCCAUCGUUUGGGAAGAACAUCAUUUAAAACAGUUAAGAACAAUCGUGAUUAUUUGAAGAAUAAACAAACGUCGAACUGGAUGUAUUUGUCUAGGCUAGCAGCUGCCAAAGAAUACCAAUUCAUGGAAGUUUUAUACAACAAUGGGUUCAAUGUUCCUCAACCAUUCGAUUAUUCCAGACAUUGUGUUAUGAUGGAAUGGAUUAAAGGUAUACCAAUGAAACAUUUGAGACAACACAAAAACUACAAGAAGUUAUAUUCCGAUUUGAUGAACUUCAUUGUCAAACUAGCCAAGUCCGGGUUGAUUCAUUGUGAUUUCAAUGAGUUUAACAUUAUUAUUCGUGAUGACUCUACAAACUAUGAGUAUGACUUUGUUGUUAUUGAUUUCCCACAAUGUGUAUCGAUUGAACAUCCAGAUGCAAAAGAGUACUUUGAUCGUGAUGUCCAAGGUAUUAGAGACUUUUUCAGUAAAAAAUUCAAAUACAAUCCGGAACAUGAUCCAACCAUGUUUGAUACCGAUGGAUAUGGAGAUGGCUACAAAUAUGCUUAUCCUAAUUUCAAACGUGAUGUUAUUAGAGAAAAAGCUUUGGAUGUAGAAGUUCAAGCCUCAGGAUAUGCUAAAAAGAAGACUGGUAAUAGAGAGGAUAAAGAUUUGGAAAAGGCCGUUAUGGGUAUGAGAAUAACUACUGACGAGAAUGAUGAUCUUUCAGAAAUAGAAGAUGAGCAAGAUGAUGAUGAUGAUGAUGAAGAAGGGUACGACGACGAAGACUUUGAAGAGGAUGAGGAAGAGGAAGCGUUCGAUGAAGAGGACCACGACGAAGAGGCAGAGGCUGAAGAAAAUGAAAAGAUUAUCACUGCAUUAUCUUCUGGAGAUAAGAAACUCAAAAUGGAUAAGUUAGGUAAUUAUAUACUAGAUGAGUAG